UGUUGACCUCUUUUAACUUGAAACCUUACGAAAACUCUCUGUCACCGCUUCAAUUAGGAGACAUCUAGAGAUGGAGCAUACCUUGAGUUGGGUGAUAGACAACUUCUCCGAGAAGAAUGAUGAGAUAAGAACUGCUAACUUCUCAAUCAGCGGGUGUGAAUGGUGUGUUUGUGUGCAUCCCAAGGGUGCGUCUGGCUCUGAUCACUUGUGUCUGUACCUGCAAGUUGUGAAUCCUGAUUCAUUGAGUCUUGGAUGGAAAAGGAGAGCUAGCUAUUGCUUUGUUUUGUUGAAUCAAUCCGGAAAAGAGCUAUUCAGAUCACCUGAGGAAAGCAGAUGCACAUUGUUCUGCAGUGAGAUCUUAUCCUGGGGUUACUAUAAGACGCUGCCUCUUUCCAAGCUCCAAGAAAAAGGGUUUCUGAAGAAGAACAAACUAACCAUUAAAAUCUACAUCAAAGUCCUUGAAGUUGUUCAUCAAGGAAAGUCAACAGAGAAUGAGAUGUUAGAUUACGGUGGUUUUCAGAUCCCUGCUUCUCAACUUGCACUACUGACCAAGAAUGUCAUCAUACAUGACCCAAACUUUGCGGUAGAUAUUGUGUUGGGCCCUAACCAUGUAAUUAACAUCCCUACAUACAGUAGAGGAGGUAGCAACUACUAUGGCGGUAGAGGAGGAGGCAAUGGUGGUGGAUAUGGUGCUCCUAGUGGUGUAUAUGGCGGAAAAACUCCAAGUGCUUAG
Messenger RNA from Brassica oleracea var. oleracea, 733 nucleotides. Its product is annotated as MATH domain and coiled-coil domain-containing protein At2g42460-like. The transcript has 6 exons. The coding region runs from base 71 to 733 and encodes 220 amino acids. Gene Ontology annotation, molecular function: protein binding. Lineage: Eukaryota; Viridiplantae; Streptophyta; Magnoliopsida; Brassicales; Brassicaceae. The record is from RefSeq and is a predicted model, not a curated record.